AUCGAACGCACCCAUUGUAGUGUUUUGUGACUUGCCAAAAUGCACGCGCGGGUCAAGGUUAAGAAGGUGCGUGUGAGUGCGGCGCUUCUGCAGAUACCGGAGGAUCAAUUGGCGUUUAUUAAUGACGCGAACGACGCCGGCGUGGUCCUGUUCUCUCUCGGUACCCACGUGAAUGAGAUGGAGGUGACACGUGCCGAGAUGCUCGCGCGGAGCCUGGCCAAGCUACCUCAGCGAGUGGUAUGGCAUUUCCCUGGUGACACGUCAAAGCUCCCCCUAGGCAACAACACCAAGGUUGUGCAGUGGAUGCCAAUGCAGAAGAUAAUGGCCCACCCAAACGUGAAGGCGGUGUUGUGUCAUGGUGGCUCCGGUAUGCUUCACGAGGCGAUUUGGUUUGGUCUACCUGUUGUUGGUAUCCCACUGUUUGGCGACCAGUUCGACAACAUUGGCCGUGCGAUGUGUAAGGGCAUAGCUGUUUCGUUGGAUUUGUUCGACAUGACAGAAGAAAGUCUCCAUCAUGCAGUCAACCGCGUCAUAGACGAUCCAAGCUUUCGAAGAAAGGUGGCGAAGCUUUCGGGAAUUCUCCACGACGAACCUCUGAUCCCCACCGAUAAGGCUGCCCACUGGAUCAGCCAUGUGACCAGGUUUGGUGGGGGACACCUGCAACCUCGAGGCGCCCGCCUUGGCUUUGUCGAGAGAAACCUGCUAGAUGUGGGGGUAGUUCUAGCGGCCGCUGGUUGCUUUGCGUUGUGGCUGGGUGCAUGGAUAUGCCGAAAAUCCGGCAGUAUGGCUGUUUGCUUUUGUUCAAAACUGUUCAAAAGGCUGAAAAGUUGGGAAAGGGUUUAAACUCGUCUUAAUGAAGAACAAUAAACCGUUCACGCAAGUAGCCAUAUUUCACGUUCUAUUGAGGCCUAUAUGAUUAAAUAGUUAAGAAUUUGUUUUUAAAUUAUCUUUAAAAAGUGUUGACAUGCAGGGUAUAAACUGUCAUGUAGUCAUACGAAUAUGUUAUCUGUUUUGUUUUUAAUUACCAUUGAAUUUUUUCAANAG
Messenger RNA from Acanthaster planci (crown-of-thorns starfish), 1044 nucleotides. RefSeq names its product 2-hydroxyacylsphingosine 1-beta-galactosyltransferase-like. NCBI's taxonomy places the organism in Eukaryota, Metazoa, Echinodermata, Asteroidea, Valvatida, Acanthasteridae. The record is from RefSeq and is a predicted model, not a curated record. Gene Ontology annotation, cellular component: endoplasmic reticulum. Gene Ontology annotation, biological process: galactosylceramide biosynthetic process. Gene Ontology annotation, molecular function: N-acylsphingosine galactosyltransferase activity.